AUGUAUUUCUACGCUCAAAGUUGUCCUUCGACUGCAACAGCAUGGAGACCGACAAUGGCAUCGGCCACACCACCAAGUUCUCCACCAAUCACUAUCACAGCAUCGCCAGCUGUAAGUACACUCUAUGAUGAGAGUAAUUUAAUAUUCAUGGCACAAUAUGGAUAUUCUGCAACAAGUUUGACAGAUGGUCCAUCUGGUGUCGUAAAUUCAUUCACAAUAAACUAUCCAACCUGGGGUCCAGAAUAUCAUUAUCUUGUUAGUAAAACACCUACACCAGCUCUAAAGUCAGGUGUAUCCUAUCAAUUUAGUUUUAAUUUCAAACUUGGUCAAGUCUACGGUACUUACAAUCGAGUGUCAAGUAUGACCUUGUAUUUGUUUAGACCAGACGAUAUUACAGAUCCAAACGGAAGUAGUCAGUAUUUUACAACUUCAUCGGGAACUCCUUUGUUGGAAAAGACUUUUACCGGUAGUUUUACUUCAUCGACAUCGUUCGUUGCCAACUCUGUCACUAUUAUUCCAACUACAGAUAUUGGAGAAUCGGUAUUAGCAUUGAAAAUCCAAAGAACUACUCAAACCGGUCCAGUUGUUACCACCAUUUUUAUCAGUGAGAUGAAACUGACCAUUCCAUCGCAGCCCAUUGUACCACCAUCGACUCUAUUGACCAAAGAUUCGGAAUUGGUUAAUAUCCCAAAACCACCGCUUUCAGCGAUUGAUAUUCAAGAUCCAGCCAGUUGUCCCUAUGCAGCUACAAACCUCGUUCAUUGGCAUGACCCAACUAUUUGGAGUGGAGGUGUAGUCCCAGCACCAAACACCGCAACCAUUACACUGCCAGUAAACAAAAGAGUUCUUUUAUCGCCUUGUUCAAUCAGCCAAACUGCUGUUUACCAAAAAAUAGUUAUUCCAGCCACAUCAGAGCUAAUCUUUUCCGACGCUGCAAUGACUUGGAAUGUCAAGGAUAUCUACGUUCAGGGAAGAUUCACAAUGGGUACACGUUCAUGUAGAUACAAUGCCAAUAUUAAUAUUGUAUUCCAUGGUGCUAGAACUACAGCCAGUACAAUAGCUACCAAUUUUGGAAGCAAAGGAAUUGCUGUGGCAUCGACCGGUUUCAUUAGUGUUCAAGGUAAACAAUACCAUCAAACAUGGACAAAGUUGGCUGCAACUGCAUGGUCUGGUGAUUGUAUUAUCUACGUUCAAGAUGAUGUCAAUUGGGAAGUUGGUCAACAGAUUGUUAUUACCACAAGUAUCUAUAAGGAUAAUCUUCGUAAUCAAAAUGAAAUCAUGACCAUUGCCGCUAUUGAAGGAAAAAAGAUUCAACUGACCACUUCAUUGAGAUACUAUCAUUAUGGAGGUCAAGAAUACCAAGCUGAAGUUGGAUUGCUCAGCAGAAGAUUGGUAUUUAGAGGUGAUGGAAAUAGUAGUAAUACCGAUUCCGACCAGUUUGGAGGACAUAUUCUCGUAAACUCCAACGGUCAAUUCUCUGGAUUGCAACUCAUUAAAAUGGGACAAAAGAAUAUCAAAGGUCGUUAUCCUCUCCACUUCCACAUGGCCGGCACUGUAACCAAUUCCUACAUCUCUGAUUGCUCUGUUUUAGAUUCCUACUACCGAUGCUACACUAUCCAUGGAACCAACAAUUUAACUCUAACUAGAAAUGUUGCAUUCAAUGCAAUUGGACAUUGCUACUAUUUGGAGGAUGGUGUUGAAAUGGAUAAUCUAUUAUCAUUCAAUUUGGCUGCUCGAAUUCAAACUAUUGGUCAACCAGCUGCUGGAAGUACACAGUAUGGUGACGACUUUACAGAGAGCGACUCUCUGAAACAGCCGGCAGAUGUAACAGCCAGUGGAUUCUACAUUAGCAAUGCAUGGAAUUCAUUCAUUGGAAAUGCAGCGUCUGGUGGUUGGGCAUCCUUCUCUUUUCCAUACUUGGAGAGACCGGUUGGAAAUUUCCUGACCAGUCCAAUCGUCCCAUUCCAAUAUCCACUUAAAGAGUUCAAUGGAAAUACAGCACACAGUUCAGGUUAUUAUUUUGAGUUUGGCUCAUCGAUCUACGUUGGUGGAAAGCUAACCUACGAUGACUCUGAUGGCUUACUUUACUAUACGAAUGGUAGAGUUUCAAGAGAAACCUAUUCCAACGGUGUGGAGAACGAUGCCAACAUUGUUUGGAUGACUUUUAACAAUACGAAAGUGUAUCUCUCGAACAGAGGCAUUGGAAUGUGGGGAGAGCGUAGUGAAGCCAAUGCUUUGGAGUCGCAUGAUUCUCGUCGACCCGCUUCACUCUUUGGUGAAUCGUGGGUAAACAAUGCUCUGGUGAAUGGACAAUCUGCAAACCUGUUGGCGAAAGGCAAUGAAGUUUCCAGACAAGGAUUCCAAUUCUACGAUACCUAUGUAAAGACUAUUCUCACCAAUGUUGUUUUCAGAAACUAUGCAACAGUGUAUCCAUACUCGCAAAGCUCUGAGGACGACAACAAAGUGAUUAUCUCCAUGACACACUCUGACGAGUUCAAACCACAAGGAAUCUCAGCAACUCGCAACAUUACUCUUCAAAACUGUUUGGCUAGCCAGAUUAUCGGUCACAACAUCGUGGACACUGGAUCUUCGAGAUAUUUCAAUUUCAUCGAUUUCGAUGGAACUGUCACUGGCAGAGCUGGUGUACCAACAAUUGUUGGUGCCCACGACAAAUGGUGGCAGUUCGAUAGUAGCUGCGUCUAUAACUCUGCUUGGAACAGCUGGGUAUGCGAUAAAGGUAGUCGUGAGAUUGCCAACGUACAAUUCUGGGUGCCAGGAUUGAUUUCACGUGAUGAAAGCUGGCCUGCCAACUCCUACGUAGGUUAUACCUAUCUCUUUGGAAAUGGAAUCAGUGACGUGAGAAGAACCGUUGCCACGAGGAAUGCUGGUGUCACCGGUAUCUCCAAUGCUGGAUGGUACCUAUACUUGACUGCAGGUAGUCCAACCUACAUGAAGAUAUGGCUAUCACAGGUGGUCUAUAGUAACUAUGUAUUCCUCGCGGUUAGAUAUCCGGCGAGCACAACAUUCUCAGUGAGUUGUGAAUACAAGUAUAACAGUCAAUAUUCAUACAACUUUACGAUGGCAGCAUCACCCAGUGCCGUAAGAAACGGUAAUGGAAAGACCUACCACUUUGAUGGUACACAUCUCUUUGUCAAACUUGUAAACUUUAGAUUGGAUGGCAGUGAGUACUUUAGUCGAGGUGGUGCCAAGAUAUUCGAUGUCUACUGGGAAUUUUUAGUACAUAUCAAUGCUAAAAACACUGUUACACCACCAGUCAAUGGUUUCUUUACUGGUUUAUCUGAUGUAUUACCUUCUAGUACACUUUAA
This is a messenger RNA of Heterostelium album PN500, 3327 nucleotides long. RefSeq names its product G8 domain-containing protein. The transcript has 3 exons. NCBI's taxonomy places the organism in Eukaryota, Evosea, Eumycetozoa, Acytosteliales, Acytosteliaceae. The coding region runs from base 1 to 3327 and encodes 1108 amino acids. The record is from RefSeq and is a predicted model, not a curated record.